Punica granatum (pomegranate) is the source of this 751-nucleotide messenger RNA. Lineage: Eukaryota; Viridiplantae; Streptophyta; Magnoliopsida; Myrtales; Lythraceae. The record is from RefSeq and is a predicted model, not a curated record.
AAAAGAAAAAGAAAAAGAAAAAGAAAAAGAAAAAUAGAAGAUCCCAUGCAGUGAUUAUAUAAUUCCCCCACAACCCCUUUCAUUUCUUCCUCAAAGCCAAAACCCCCACAUUUCGUCUUCUCCGACCUUCUCUCUAAUUUCUUGAGCGAAAUAACACGAAGCAAAAGCCAUGGCGCUGACGAGGAAAUCGAGCAAACUCUCCCAGACGGCGGUCCUCAAGCAGAUCCUCAAGAGGUGCUCGAGCUUAGGGAGGAGACAGCAGCUGCAGCAGCAAGGCUACUACGACCACUCUGCCGAGGCACAAGCACUUCCGUUGGACGUCCCGAAGGGCCACUUCGUUGUCUACGUUGGGGAGAAGCGCACGCGGCACAUCGUCCCAAUCACGCUCCUUGAUCGCCCAGAGUUCCAGAUGCUGCUACACAGGGCCGAGGAGGAGUUCGGGUUUGACCACGACAUGGGCCUAACCCUGCCAUGCGAAGAGGUCGUGUUCCAGUCGCUAACUUCAUCGAUGCUCCGAUGACCAACUUGUUGCUGGCUAUCGAUCACCUUCUGCUUAUCUUUUUGGUUACGGUGGUUGAUCUGACCCGAAAGACCCAUAAUAAUGAUUUGGGUUUUUGGAUUUUGUAAUUAAAUUGCCGGGGUCGGGUCAUAUUUAGCUCACCGUGGUGUACGCGGAUAAUUUUGUAGCCGCAACAGCGGGAAAAAAGAACAUUACUGAAACUUCAUUACUUGAAUAUAUGAGUAAAUUUUU